ACUGUUAUACACAUAUUGUGGCAAACCUCUGAGAAGUAUGAAAGUGGAACUGAUUCGAGGUGGUGCUGUGUUUCACUGGGACCUAAAUGAGCAUUACAACAGGAUGUUGGUUGGCUACAGCAGCAGCUCGGAGGAGGAAAGCGAGUCGUCGGCGGUAGCAGCGACUGAUCGAAACAAAAGUUUUUCUCGAAAGUGUCAAGAGGAAGAUGACGCUAACAAUGGUAGUCCAGCGAGAAAGAAACACAAAAUUGAGGAACAGGUUCCUAAAACGAGGCUGCCUCUUCCUGGUUGCCUGUUGGCCAUGUUUCCAGAUGAAGUGGGCUCACAGACUGAAGACAGCUCUCUUCAUGGUGGGCGUUUGCGCUCUUUUAAACAUGAGAGAGGCAACUGGGCUACCUAUGUUUAUUUGCCAUACCAUCCUGAGGAGGAGUUCAGGGAGUUGUUGGAGGAGCUGCUCUCACUAGCCGGGGACCACGGUGUGGUUUUGACCCCGCAGGAGGAGUUCCACCUCAGCUUGUCUAAGACAGUGGUGCUCAGACACCACUGGAUCCAAACUUUCACCCAGAGCCUCAAGGCAGGCCUGGUGCACUGCAAGAGGUUUGUGUGCUCAGCAGGGAGACUGAGGGUCUAUUGUAACGCUGAGAGGACGAGGACGUUUCUGGGGAUGGAAGUGUGUACUGGGCAUGCUCAGUUGUUGGACCUGAGCCAAGUACUGGACAGAACAAUGACAGAGUUUCACCUGGACACUUUCUAUAAGGAUCCGUCUUUCCACGUGAGUCUGGCCUGGUGUGUUGGAGACUUGACAGGACAGAUGAAGGAGUGCAUUCAGGAGAUGCAGAGACUGAUUGAUGACCAUGAAGAAGGACCAUUUCUGCUGAGGUUGGACUGCGUGGAGCUGCGCUGCAGGACGGGAAACAAGACCUUCCGCUUCCCUCUGGAGCCCUAAAAUUGGACAUAUGUACACCCUGACCACUCGCCCUUUACAGCUGUGAUCCUCUGAGCCACAUAAAUGAGCUGGAAACGUAACAAAUUUAGUGCUGCAAAGAUGA
This is a messenger RNA of Sander lucioperca (pikeperch), 1049 nucleotides long. RefSeq names its product U6 snRNA biogenesis 1 (gene usb1). Gene Ontology annotation, cellular component: nucleus. Gene Ontology annotation, molecular function: 3'-5'-RNA exonuclease activity. NCBI's taxonomy places the organism in Eukaryota, Metazoa, Chordata, Actinopteri, Perciformes, Percidae. The coding region runs from base 38 to 946 and encodes 302 amino acids. The record is from RefSeq and is a predicted model, not a curated record. The transcript has 8 exons. Gene Ontology annotation, biological process: U6 snRNA 3'-end processing.